AGAGCAAAUCAUCUGAAACCUUGAGACAGUUUCUCCUUUGCUUGGAAGGAACCACCACAAAUAGCCAGAGGUGCCGACUGCCUGUUUUUUCUCACUAAUGUGAAAUUGUUCAUUGGGAUCUUUGAAUAUUUUACUUGCUUGAAUCCCCAACGUGGGGAGCUCAAGAUGGAAGGACCAUGGAGCGGUUUGCUUCCCGCUGAGCUGGUCAGGGUCUCUUCCAAUGCCUGAAUGGUUUUUCCUCAAGUAGCUUCCGCCGAGAAGAGGGGUCCAGGCUGCGAAACCUUCCAACAUCUCCCAUUACAAAGAUGGCACUGCUGAAAGUCAAAUUCAACCAGAAGAAAAGGGUAAAACUAGCCCAGGGACUAUGGCUCAUGAACUGGUUUUCGGUGUUCGCUGGAAUCCUUGUGUUUAGCAUGGGAUUGUUCCUCAAAAUCGAGCUCCGGAAGCGAAGCGAAGUGAUGGACAAUUCUGAAAGCCACUUUGUGCCCAAUUCUUUGAUAUUGAUGGGUAUAUUAUCCUGCGCCUUCAAUGGUUUCGCUGGCAAAAUUUGUUACGACUCUCUGGAUCCCGCUAAAUUUGCCAGGUGGAAGCCUUUGCUGAGACCUUACCUGGCACUGUGCUUCCUCUUUAACAUGCUCAUUUUCUUCGUUGCUCUGAUUUGCUUUCUCAUGAGGGGCUCUCUGGAGAGCACACUGGGCCAGGGGCUCAAGAAUGGCAUGAAGUUCUACCGGGACACGGACACCCCGGGCAGAUGCUUCAUGAAGAAGACCAUCGACAUGCUCCAAAUCGAGUUCAAAUGCUGUGGGAACAAUGGCUUCAAAGAUUGGUUCGAAAUCCAGUGGAUCAGCAACAGAUACCUGGACUUCAGCUCCAAAGAAGUGAAAGAUCGGAUCAAAAGCAACGUGGAUGGAAGGUACCUGGUGGAUGGUGUCCCUUUCAGCUGCUGCAACCCCAGCUCCCCGAGACCCUGCAUCCAGUACCAGGUCACCAACAACUCUGCUCACUACAGCUACGACUACCAAACGGAGGAGCUCAACCUCUGGCGCCGCGGCUGCCGGGAAGCUCUCCUGCACUACUACAGCAGCAUGAUGAGCUCCAUGGGUGCUGUCGUCCUCCUCGUCUGGCUGUUUGAGAUGUCCGUGAUGGCUGGCUUGCGUCUCCUGCACACCUCUCUGGAAAGCAUUCCAAACCCUGAAGACCCUGAAUGUGAAAGCGAAGGGUGGAUCCUGGAGAACAACCUGAAGGACACUCUGAAGUCCGCGCUGGAGAGUUUGAAAAAGCUUGGUAAGUUCAACCAGGUGGAAGCAGAAGCUGAAGGGGCCGAAGGAGAGGAAGGUGGGAAGACACCAGCCAUCACAACGGUCAGUUGA
Nestor notabilis (Kea) is the source of this 1370-nucleotide messenger RNA. RefSeq names its product peripherin 2 (retinal degeneration, slow) (gene PRPH2). Bases 306 to 1370 code for a protein of 354 amino acids. Gene Ontology annotation, biological process: visual perception. The transcript is spliced from 3 exons. Gene Ontology annotation, cellular component: membrane. Lineage: Eukaryota; Metazoa; Chordata; Aves; Psittaciformes; Psittacidae. The record is from RefSeq and is a predicted model, not a curated record.